CGCCCCGUUUGGAUCAAGGCCGAUUUUCUAUCCAGUCCAACAGUCGACUACAACCACGCCUGCUGCCUUUGCUCAGUCAGUCCGCCUGUUCGUCUCUCCGGCUACAGCAGCAACUGCACCCUGCUUAGGAAAAUGACCGACAAGGGGCUCGACGACGAAGCUGUACAAGCGGCUUGCAAAGAUGGAGAUACAAUAACUAAGGACUUCAUGAUGCAGCAAACCAUGCUGAGGGUGAAGGACCCGGUGAAAUCCCUGGACUUCUACACGCGUGUACUGGGCAUGACGCUACUGCAGAAGUUUGACUUUCCCUCCAUGCGCUUCUCUCUCUACUUCCUGGGUUAUGAGGACAAGAAGGAGAUCCCUGUGGAGAUGAACGAGAGGACAGCCUGGACGUUUUCUCGGCGAGCCACGAUUGAGCUGACGCACAACUGGGGCUCAGAGUCCGACGACAGCCAGUCCUACCACAACGGAAACUCGGACCCACGAGGCUUUGGGCACAUUGGAAUCGCGGUGCCUGAUGUGCACGUUGCCUGCAAAAUGUUUGAAGAGCAAGGCGUCACGUUUGUCAAGAAGCCCGAUGACGGUAAAAUGAAGGGACUAGCCUUCAUUCAGGACCCUGACGGAUACUGGAUCGAGAUUCUGAGCCCGAACAACAUGGUCUCCAUCACCGCCUAGAGACAGGGAGGAUGUCCAGAGGCUGGGAGGGUGUGGAUUUAAACGGAGAAACUAGGCGUGAAAACAACAGGAAAACCACUACAGUUCCUUAUAGGAAUUGACAAGAGCUGAAAGAGGAUUGCCCAAAUCCUGGACAUUUGCAAAGCGUUAGAAAUGGACAAUCAAAGUCGGUUAUUAAGUUUGAUGCAGGUGUUUUAAGUGGUGUUGCUCAGUGCUGGUCUGUGCAGGCUGUCAGCACGACAACCGCUCCCCUCCUGUUUGAAUGGUCACUGAUCCCACGCAAACUGAUGUGCAGUAAAGUCAAUCGCCUCGGGUA
This is a messenger RNA of Conger conger (European conger), 991 nucleotides long. It is a transcript of the gene glo1, whose product is annotated as glyoxalase 1. Lineage: Eukaryota; Metazoa; Chordata; Actinopteri; Anguilliformes; Congridae. The coding region runs from base 133 to 675 and encodes 180 amino acids. Gene Ontology annotation, molecular function: lactoylglutathione lyase activity; metal ion binding. The transcript is spliced from 6 exons. The record is from RefSeq and is a predicted model, not a curated record.